CUCAUCUUCAGAUCACAAUCGUCGCCUCACACACCAACCUCUUAUCUUAAUCAAGCUUGCAGCCACCCCAGCAACUUCCUCCCCGGCUCCAUUCUAUACCUCCUCUCCCACUGGCUUGCACGUGAGGUCCCGCCUACGGGGCCCUAUCCCACCCACAACCAUGUCCAAGCCGGCUCCCCAAGGCCUCAGCGCCCCCGCCGUUGGCUCAUCGACAGCGGCCGCGGCCACGUCCGGUUCAACGCCGGUCCCCUCGUCGCCGCCCGCGUCCGAAUCGUUCUUCUCCGAGUUCGAUGGCACCGCCAGUGUUAUGGACACGUCAUACGGCGACGCGGCUGCAUGGGAAGCACCAGCUGAUGCGAGCUCGCUCAACAUUGUAUCCUGGAAGCUUGGCGUUGACGCGCAUGUUGACGAUGGGGUCGGGAAGCGUGGAUUCAACGCAAUCUCGACGGUGCUGAAUCACCCUACCAAGCGCGCCAAUCCCUUGCGCGGCUCACGCAAGCCGCUGCCACCCCUUGGCGCACCCCCAUUGCUACCCAAGCCGCAACCGCCAAGCUUCUACGAUGGAUACUUGAAAUCUAUCGCGCCGCUAUACGAGCAGUUUGUGCAGUCGCAAGCUGCAGCCGCGUCGAGCUCGGGCAACAGCGCUAAUGGCGCGCCGGAACUGGACAUCAAAGUCCAGACACCGAAGGAGGACUUGCCAUCACUGAACGCGAUCCCCAACGUUUUCUUCGACUCGGCUUUUGACAUCGCCAAUCCGUCCACAUGGGCCGAGAUCAUGGACAGCGCGGAGCCCUUCAAGGGCAAGACGCACGAUGCCGCUGUGCAAGAAACGCUAUCUACACAUCUCGACAAUCUCGAGCGCCACCUUGUGCAUGAGAUCACGCUGCGCUCAUCGUCGUUCUUCUCGGCCCUCGGCAACCUGCAGGAUCUCAACUCGGAGUCGAGCUCUUGUCUUUCUCGCAUCACAAAUCUAAAAACAGCACUCGGAGACAUCGGGGGCAAGCAGGCACGCAAGGGCCUCGAGAUUAUCGACGCUCAGGCUCGCCUUAACUCACUACGCGUUACUGAGAGCGGCGUCAAGCGGGUGGCUGAGCUUGACGAGAUGAUCCGCCUAGCUAAGAAUCUCGCCGACGCCGGAGACUGGGCUGGGGCACUGGGCUGCGUCGAGGACGUAAUGAGAUGGUGGGAGAGAAACGGUACGCAGGCUUUGGAAGGGGAGGGGGAAGAUCGCCAUCUUCCUCUCACCACUUUGCCUGCAUUAUCGUACCUCCCAACAUCCAUCGCGGUCCUUACUGCCAACAUCGCGGGCCAGCUCGAGACUGCCCUCCAAGCCGUCCUGCAGUCGAUUCUCUCCGAGGCUGAGCACACCGAGUUUGACUCGGACGAGUUGCGAACCACUGUCGGUCCCAUGCUCGGCGGCCUCAUUCGGUGCGGCAAGACAGACACGCUGGCCGGCGUCUGGCGAGAAGCAGUCACAACAUCCAUCCGAGAUGGGCUACGAAGGCAUCUUCCUGUUCCGCAGGGAGAGGAGGACGACGUCGGGAAUCGGGGAACUGAAUCGAGCGGACAAGGUUUAGCGCAAAAGCUGCGAGCCAUGUCCCACUCCGAAUUUACCGAGCUGUGCAAGAAGAUGUACUCCUCUAUGUUGUCGCGCAUCAAACUCAUUGAGAAGAUGGGCGAAGAGAUGUCGUCGAUGCUUGCGGACAACAGGACCCUCACGGCUCUGUCCUUGACGCCUACAUCCGACGGACCCCAACUUGCACCCAGAACACCAGAGGGCAUCAAGUUUGAGCCCGGGGAUGUUCUUACCUCUGCUUGCGAGCUGGCAAACACGCGUGCCUCGAUCAUUGUCUCUGCCCGUUCAGAACAACACGCGAUGCUGUCGCUCAGUGAUUUCUUGGAGAUCUUCAACGAGACGAUGGAGUUCGUCUCGGCGAGCGAGGCGUUAGCGAAACGGGUACUGGGAACAUUACGAGGAGCGAUACAGGCGCAAGCGCGCGCGUUCCUCCAAGCAUACCACCAGCAGCGGUUGACGCGCUCGGCACGCUUGGUCGAAGAGGAGACAUGGGUUCAAGUCGACGUGCCAUCGGCAACUCAACACGCGGCAGACCUGCUCGUUGAGGCCGCUGUAUCUGAUCCGGGCGAGUGCUUCGUGCCUCCCCGCGACGCCAAUGGGUCGAGCAACGGCGAGUCCUCAGGCACAACAAAGCUCAUCUCGAUUGAGGACAAGACGUUCUGUGUUGUCAAGGCAACGUCUGAAAGCCUGCAGCUGCUGAGCGAGUAUCUCGCGAUCGUGAUCAACCUGGAGCUGGUCGCGACCGACGUCAUGACGCGCAUCAUCGAAUUUUUGCGAUCUUUCAACUCGCGCAUCUGCCAGCUUGUGCUGGGCGCGGGCGCGAUGCGCUCGGCAGGCUUGAAGAACAUCACAGCCAAGCACCUCGCGCUGGCAUCACAAUCGUUGUCUGUCAUCAUCGCACUGAUUCCUUAUGUGCGCGAGUUCAUCCGUCGCCAUGUUAAUCCACGGCAAGCUGUCAUGCUAGUAGAGUUUGACAAGCUCAAGCGCGACUACCAGGACCACCAAGAGGAGAUCCACGCGAAGCUCGUGGCGAUCAUGUCUGAUCGUCUGGCAGUGCACUGUGGCGAGCUGCGCGAGAUCGACUGGGAGCAGCCAUCGCCGCGCGAUGCUCCUCAUUCGUACGCCUUGAUGCUCGUGAAGGAGACGGCGACACUGCACAAAGUGCUCAGCAAGUACCUUGCGCAUGCGACGGUCGAGGCGGUCAUGUCGCAGGUGAUAGCGGCGUACGUCUCGCGCUUGGGCGACGAGUACACCAAGGUCGAGCUCAAGUCUGAGGAUGCCAAGAAGCGGAUGCAGCAGGAUGCAGCGAUCAUUGCGGCGCGUCUCGCGCCAUUGGCGGAGAGCGGGAGCUCGGCGGCCUCACUGGAGGCGCUCGUGCGUGAAAAGUCGCUGCCGCGUCGCGACGUCGGUGCCGCCAUGCGCGGGCUGCUGCGCAAGUCGAGUAAUGGGCCUGACGGGCCGGAGCCAGCUGCGACGCCGCUCAGCAACGGCGAUGAGGAAGGCCUGAUUGUGGAGAAGCGGAGCAGCUCGGAGAGCAAGGAGGGCAAGAGUGAGGAGGGUAAGGAGGCGAGUGGGGACGGAGCUGAGGAUAAGGCGGCAAAUAGUUCGCCGUCGCGAGGGUGGCGGGAGGUGGGCGAUGAUGAGGGGACGCCUGCCAGCCCCAGCCCGCCAUUGACGAGCAAGUCGCCUGUAGACGAAGGCAAGAGCGAAGGCAAGAGUGAAGAGACGGAGGCAGAGGAGGCGGGUGUAUCCGAUGACCCCCCGCCACUCCCCUCUAAGCCGGCCUCGCGGCCAGCUUCGCCCGUCAAGCCUGAGCCUGAAGUCGAAAGGAAGACGUCCCCGCCCCCUCCCUCGCCCCCGCUCCCGCCAGAGAAAGACGCACCGCCCGCAACGCCCGCCAAAGACUCGCAGGCGACAGAGACGCCGACAGAGGAGGUAUCAGAGGCACGGUCCGAUACUCCCGAAACCGCAAAGGACGCCCCCUCCACCCCUGCAAAAGACGUACCAGCACCAGCCAUCACCCCCGCCGAUGCGGAAGACACACCCUCACCUGCCACGGAUGCCAGCGCCACUGCCUAAUCGUCAUAUGCAAUGCAUUCAGGCUGCUGCUUCCCUCGUAUGAUCACGCGGGCCUAGACGGAUGUGUCGAGGGGUUGGAGUGAACGGACCUGCGGAGUUUUGGAGCGCAGCAACCCGUCAUUGUGGGUCGGGGAUGCGAUUCCUAGCUUCUCAACAGCAUCCCCAUGUACUGCAGACUCUGUCCAGAUGUUAGCGAUAUGUGCACAUGGCAGCUCGCUUCGACAGCAGUAGGAGCCGAGGCGUCCGAAAUCAACGAGUAACCAGUGAAACAAACAACGAAGGACCAGCAACUUCCGUUUCAGUGACGAGGCUCCAGGAAGGAAAGUCCAUGUUGUUAGUAUUGUGCGCUGCGCUUACGGGCAGGCCUUGAAUAAAUGCACGCUCUACCGAGCCUCCAGUACGACUAUAUCGGCCCGCGGGGUCUGAUUGGCCUUGG
Cutaneotrichosporon oleaginosum is the source of this 4091-nucleotide messenger RNA. RefSeq lists its product as uncharacterized. Lineage: Eukaryota; Fungi; Basidiomycota; Tremellomycetes; Trichosporonales; Trichosporonaceae. Gene Ontology annotation, molecular function: syntaxin binding. The record is from RefSeq and is a predicted model, not a curated record. Gene Ontology annotation, cellular component: GARP complex. Gene Ontology annotation, biological process: retrograde transport, endosome to Golgi; Golgi to vacuole transport.